AUGGAGUCUUCAAAACAAUAUGGAAAUAUCUUUAUCCGAAAUAACGAAGAAACCGGUGUUGUUGAGCACUACGUCGAGAAGCCGGAAAAUUGCGUUACUUCUACAAUUAGCUGUGGUAUCUAUGCGUUUUCUACGUCUAUUUUUGAAGUCCUCAAGACAAUCUACAAGAAAACCUCUUCACACGGCCCCAUUUCCCUCGAGCGCGAUGUUUUUCCUACCCUUUGUGCUUCCGAAGAGCUCUUUGGUCUCCUUUCUACUUCUCCUUUUGUGCAAAUCAAAUCCGCUGCCUCUGCCAUUUCUGCCUCAUCUCUUUUCCUGCUUGGAAUGAAUAACCUCUCAACUGGCGAAAACAUCAUCGGCGAUGUUUUUAUUCAUCCAACUGCUACUGUCGAUGCUGGAGCUAAACUAGGCCCGAAUGUAACGAUUGGAGCCGGUGCAGUUGUUGAAAAAGGAACAAGAAUUAAGAAUUCAAUUGUAUUGGAAGAUUGUCACAUAAAAGAACACACCUUGAUAAUGGACUCGGUAAUUGGAUGGAACUCCGAAAUUGGAAAAUGGUGCCGAAUUGAAGGGACCCCGCCCGCCGUAAAUCCAGAUAAACCAUUCGCCAGAUUAGAAUCUGACCGCCUAUUCGACUCUUCCGGUCGACUCAUUCCCUCGUCAACAAUUCUGGGCAAGAAUACCUUCCUCGCUGACGAGCUUGUAGUCCGAAACUCGAUCGUUAUGCCUGCUAAGAAACUGAACUACAAUAUUUCAAACCAAAUCGUACUAUGA
Messenger RNA from Oikopleura dioica, 771 nucleotides. NCBI's taxonomy places the organism in Eukaryota, Metazoa, Chordata, Appendicularia, Copelata, Oikopleuridae. The record is from the annotation of a GenBank genome assembly.